GGCAGUAUCCGCUUUGAGGAGGAGCUUGACUCAAGAUGAUCAACGUUUUGCCAACAACGCUGUUUUUCUAACUGAGUUCGCUGUAGAGUGCAGCCAUUUCCGUUGUUAGUCUGUUCAGCCUUGUUUGAGAGAAGUAUCUCGUGUGCGUUAACUCAAACUUAGGAGCAACAACAAGUUAGAUUUCCUUCGUGUUUUUUCCCCGGCUGGCUCGCUUGCCAGCUGAAUCUCGUCGGGAUGGACCCAGCAAGCCGAUACCAAGUGUUGCACAAUGAGGAUGACUCUUCAGAGGCCUCGACCAGCGAGCAGCAGCCAUGCACUUCUGCCACAGCCCAGGCUAGUACAUCCAGCCAGGACCAGAGCCAGACCCAAGCCAACCUGGCACUAGCCCCAGAAGCAGGGGAAGCAUCGGGAUCAAGCACUCAGGGGGGAGCAGAGGCCCCUCCACCUCCUUACGCCUCCAUUGACCUGGGAGCAACUGCUGCAGCACCCGAGACUAGUUUCCGAAGUGACUUCCCAGUGCCUCCGCCCUACAGCGUCGCCACUUCGCUGCCCACAUAUGACGAAGCGGAGAAGGCCAAAGCGGCCGCCAUGGCUACCUCCACUGUGGAGGUGAUGCCGCGGGAUGAUGAAUUCCCACCCAGAGACGACUUCAGUGACGCGGAUCAGCUUCGAGUUGGGAACGAUGGAAUCUUCAUGUUGGCUUUUUUCAUGGCCUUCCUGUUCAACUGGAUUGGGUUCUGCCUGUCCUUCUGUCUGACCAAUACCAUCGCAGGACGCUAUGGAGCUAUCUGCGGCUUCGGACUUUCCCUCAUCAAGUGGAUUCUUAUCGUCAGGUUCUCCGACUACUUCACUGGCUACUUUAAUGGUCAAUACUGGCUCUGGUGGAUUUUCCUGUUGCUCGGUCUCCUGCUGUUCUUCAGGGGUUUCGUCAACUACCUUAAAGUCCGCAACAUGUCAGAGAAUAUGGCCACCUCUCAUAGAACACGUCUCUUCUUCCUCUACUAAAAGGUCUGCAAACCAUAACCGUUCCUUGCCGACGUGACAUUCCUUCCCUCCCCCUCGAAUGACCUGACCGAGGAGCCUUGCAGUGAAGAGAGGAGACGGGGAAGGAAUGAAGGAAAGAAGUAGGGGAAAAGUGUUACCCGUCUCAUUAAAAGCAUAACACGAGUCACUCUGAAGUCUCUACUUCUGAGCUGAGCCGAAACAAAAGUCUUUGAUGAUCAGAUCCUCUCUCCUGGCUUUGUUUUUGUUUUUCAUUUUCCUUUGAUUCGAAGCUCUUAACACAGUCUGCUUUAGGAUCGUGUGUGUGUGUCGUGUGUCUCAAGAGUAGGAGCGCUUUUGAGAUACACAAACUUAAGUUACCUGAGGCAAAGUUAGCAGACGCUUAGUAUGAAGAGGUUUGUUCCAAAAUGAGAUAUCCAAUAUUGUAAGAGUCACUGAUUUACUAAAUGAAAGCACGGUGAAACAAUGUCUUAAAUGUAGGAAACGCAUUCAAAUAAAAUGAAAUUAAGUUACUGUA
Micropterus dolomieu (smallmouth bass) is the source of this 1519-nucleotide messenger RNA. It is a transcript of the gene ndfip2, whose product is annotated as Nedd4 family interacting protein 2. The coding region runs from base 235 to 1005 and encodes 256 amino acids. NCBI's taxonomy places the organism in Eukaryota, Metazoa, Chordata, Actinopteri, Centrarchiformes, Centrarchidae. The record is from RefSeq and is a predicted model, not a curated record. Gene Ontology annotation, molecular function: WW domain binding. The transcript has 8 exons. Gene Ontology annotation, biological process: ubiquitin-dependent protein catabolic process; vacuolar transport; positive regulation of protein ubiquitination. Gene Ontology annotation, cellular component: endoplasmic reticulum; perinuclear region of cytoplasm; Golgi apparatus.